AUGGUACGUGACACGUACACUUGCACUUUAAUUACCUCAUGCGGUGUGGUGUUAUCUGAAGGUUUUGAGCGUCGCACAGGGUCAGAACAUCGGCAACAUGCACACGAGGCCAGAGCACUUGUCGAUGAAACAGAACGACAGACACACUUUGACAAGUAUGGUAUCAGGUGGACGGAACUUGCCCGUCUCCCUUACUUUGAUGUGGUACGGCAGACGGUCAUUGACCCUAUGCAUAAUCUUCUACUCGGUAUAGCCAAAUCACAGUGGUUUGACCGGUGGAUUCAGACGUCCACACUUCGUGCGGCUACUUCGACUAGGGCACGUGAACUUGAUAUUAUUCACAAAUUCCUCGCGAACUUUGAGGUACCAGCGUGGGCGGGCAAACUACCUGCGCGCGUGGGCGAACCAGCAGGCGGUUCGUUGACAGCAGACGAGUAUAAGUUUGCCACCACAACUGCAUGGCCCCUUCUCGUGCGUUCACUUGUUGUUUAUCCUUACACGCAGAUACCCAUCAUAUGGGAUAUUUCUUUUGAUGAGGCCCAGUCUGAGCACCGCACUUCGGCUGCAUCAUACCCCGCCCGUCUUCGGAAGUAUGAGAAAGAUGUUGCUGCUUGGAAGCUCACUCGCCAGGGCACGCAAACUUCGGUGACUGGCCAGCAGAAGAAGGGGAAGGGUGAGAGGGAGCCAAGGAAGCCCAUGCCACCAAAGCUACGUAUGCAUACAAGUGCGUUAUCUCUCUAUACAAAUACAAAUAUUCUAACACUGGCGCAGAUCUAUGGGGUUGAUGCCCUCCGGCCAAACUUUCAUUGGGCCACUCACUUAUCCGAUCAAAUACUCGAUUAUGGCCCUGUCUAUAACUUUUGGGCAUUCUUAUCCGAACACCUCAAUAAGGUUCUUAAAAGUUCGAACACCAACAACUGGACCGGAGGGCAGGUGGAGAUUUCUAUGAUGCGCGAGUUUGCGCGAGCCUCUCGCAUUGACUCUAUGGUACGCAGUCUGAAUUUCCAUACUUGUUUCAAGCUUGAUUGUGCUUUCUUUCAGGCUCGCGUGAUUGUACAUGACACCGACAAUAGUUAUACCAAGCUUGUCCUCGAAACAAUCCUCCAUCAGCCUGAUGAGGGUGGUACUCUUCGAGAUGCUCUUGCUUCUGAUGGUACGUCUUAUACUUGA
Messenger RNA from Coniophora puteana RWD-64-598 SS2, 1170 nucleotides. RefSeq lists its product as uncharacterized. The transcript is spliced from 5 exons. NCBI's taxonomy places the organism in Eukaryota, Fungi, Basidiomycota, Agaricomycetes, Boletales, Coniophoraceae. The record is from RefSeq and is a predicted model, not a curated record. The coding region runs from base 1 to 1170 and encodes 389 amino acids.